Molecule: messenger RNA, 7070 nt
Organism: Myotis daubentonii (Daubenton's bat)
Lineage: Eukaryota; Metazoa; Chordata; Mammalia; Chiroptera; Vespertilionidae
Gene: ZMIZ1
Product: zinc finger MIZ-type containing 1
Biological process (GO): protein sumoylation; regulation of transcription by RNA polymerase II
Cellular component (GO): chromatin
Molecular function (GO): zinc ion binding; SUMO ligase activity
Source: RefSeq, a predicted model, not a curated record
CCCAGCCCCGGUCCGCGCGGAACAGGAGCCAGAGCGGAGCCGAUCUAGGCGCCCUCGCAGCGCGCCUCCCGGCCCGAGCCGGCCCUGCACGGCGGCGGCGGCGGCGCGUCCUCCGGCGGCGGCAGCGGCGCUCGCAGUGCCUGGAUUCAGCUGUGCUCGGCCAGGUUGGACUGCUGGACCCCUGCCUCCUUACCCCCCACCUUUUCCUGACACUCUAGCAGCCUCAAGUGCUGGUCGUGAGCAGAGGCCUUAGCAGGACGAGGAGGAGGCCGUUGGCGUCAGACCAAUGCUGCGAGGGGUGUGAAAAGAGCCGAGGUCCGUCACUCCGCUGCCAGACCUAGAAAGGAUGGACAUGGAGUGAGGCGGAGGCGCCGCGAACUGCUGACUUACCAGAACGUGUGACGCUGGUGAUUCUUGGGUCGCUGAGGCUGGACAACGUUCAUGGCUCUCGGGUAGAACCCAGCGAAACGGCCAGAAUGAAUUCUAUGGACAGGCACAUCCAGCAGACCAAUGACCGCCUGCAGUGCAUCAAGCAGCACUUACAGAACCCUGCCAACUUCCACAAUGCCGCCACCGAGCUGCUGGACUGGUGUGGAGACCCACGAGCCUUCCAGCGGCCCUUCGAGCAGAGCCUGAUGGGCUGUUUGACGGUGGUCAGUCGGGUGGCAGCUCAGCAAGGGUUCGACCUGGACCUCGGCUACAGACUGCUGGCUGUGUGUGCCGCGAACCGAGACAAGUUCACUCCGAAGUCUGCCGCCCUGCUGUCCUCCUGGUGCGAGGAGCUCGGCCGCCUGCUGCUGCUGCGACAUCAGAAGAGCCGCCAGAGCGACCCCCCCGGGAAACUCCCCAUGCAGCCCCCCCUCAACUCCAUGAGCUCCAUGAAACCCACUCUGUCGCACAGUGAUGGGUCAUUCCCCUACGACCCUGUCCCCUGGCAGCAGAACACCAACCAGCCUCCCGGCUCCCUCUCCGUGGUCACCACGGUGUGGGGAGUGACCAACACAUCCCAGAGCCAGGUCCUCGGGAACCCGAUGGCCAAUGCCAACAACCCCAUGAACCCAGGCGGCAACCCCAUGGCAUCGGGCAUGACCACCAGCAACCCCGGCCUCAACUCCCCCCAGUUCGCUGGGCAGCAGCAGCAGUUCUCGGCCAAGGCGGGUCCCGCACAGCCCUACAUCCAGCAGGGCAUGUACGGCCGGCCCAACUACCCCGGCAGCGGGGGCUUCGGGGCCAGUUACCCCGGGGGUCCUAACGCCCCCGCAAGCAUGGGCAUCCCUCCGCACACCAGGCCACCUGCUGACUUCAGUCAGCCGGCCGCCGCUGCCGCCGCAGCUGCAGUGGCAGCAGCCGCAGCCACGGCCACGGCCACAGCCACUGCCACUGUGGCAGCCUUGCAGGAGACGCAGAAUAAGGAUAUAAACCAAUAUGGACCGGUCUGUUCCUCUUUCCAGAUGGGUCCCACCCAGGCGUAUAACAGCCAAUUCAUGAACCAGCCCGGGCCACGGGGGCCUGCCUCCAUGGGGGGCAGCAUGAACCCUGCAAGCAUGGCGGCUGGCAUGACACCCUCCGGGAUGAGCGGCCCUCCCAUGGGCAUGAACCAGCCCCGGCCGCCCGGCAUCAGCCCCUUUGGCACACAUGGGCAGCGGAUGCCCCAGCAGACCUACCCGGGCCCCCGGCCCCAGUCCCUUCCCAUUCAGAGCAUAAAGAGGCCAUACCCAGGAGAGCCCAACUAUGGAAACCAGCAAUACGGACCAAACAGCCAGUUCCCCACACAGCCAGGCCAGUACCCCACCCCCAACCCCCCACGGCCGCUCACCUCGCCCAACUACCCCGGGCAAAGGAUGCCCAGCCAGCCAAGCACCGGGCAGUACCCGCCCCCCACGGUCAACAUGGGGCAGUAUUACAAGCCGGAGCAGUUUAAUGGACAGAAUAACACCUUCUCGGGAAGCAGCUACAGUAACUACAGCCAAGGGAACGUCAAUAGGCCUCCCAGGCCAGUUCCUGUGGCAAAUUACCCCCACUCGCCUGUUCCAGGGAAUCCCACACCCCCCAUGACCCCUGGGAGCAGCAUCCCCCCAUACCUGUCCCCCAGCCAAGAUGUUAAGCCACCCUUCCCGCCUGACAUCAAGCCAAAUAUGAGUGCUCUGCCACCACCCCCAGCCACCCACAAUGACGAGCUGCGGCUCACGUUCCCCGUGCGGGAUGGCGUGGUGCUGGAGCCCUUCCGCCUUGAGCACAACCUGGCCGUCAGCAACCAUGUCUUUCACCUGCGGCCCACAGUCCACCAGACGCUGAUGUGGAGGUCUGACCUGGAGCUGCAGUUCAAGUGCUACCACCACGAGGACCGGCAGAUGAACACCAACUGGCCGGCCUCGGUGCAGGUCAGUGUGAACGCCACGCCCCUCACCAUCGAGCGCGGCGACAACAAGACCUCCCACAAGCCCCUGCACCUCAAGCACGUGUGCCAGCCCGGCCGCAACACCAUCCAGAUCACCGUCACGGCCUGCUGCUGUUCCCACCUCUUCGUGCUGCAGCUGGUCCACCGGCCGUCCGUGCGCUCCGUGCUGCAAGGCCUCCUCAAGAAGCGCCUCCUGCCCGCUGAGCACUGCAUCACCAAAAUCAAGCGGAACUUCAGCAGCGUGGCAGCCUCGUCAGGCAACACAACCCUCAAUGGGGAAGACGGCGUGGAGCAGACGGCCAUCAAAGUGUCUCUGAAGUGCCCCAUCACAUUCCGGCGCAUCCAGCUGCCUGCUCGAGGUCAUGACUGCAAGCACGUCCAGUGCUUUGACCUGGAAUCAUACCUGCAGCUGAAUUGUGAGAGAGGGACCUGGCGGUGUCCUGUGUGCAAUAAAACUGCUCUGCUGGAGGGCCUGGAGGUGGAUCAGUACAUGUGGGGCAUCCUGAAUGCCAUCCAACACUCCGAGUUCGAAGAGGUCACCAUCGACCCCACGUGCAGCUGGCGGCCAGUGCCCAUCAAGUCGGACCUGCACAUUAAGGAUGACCCUGACGGCAUCCCCUCCAAGCGGUUCAAGACCAUGAGUCCCAGCCAGAUGAUCAUGCCCAACGUCAUGGAGAUGAUCGCAGCCCUGGGCCCUGGCCCGUCCCCCUACCCACUCCCGCCUCCGCCUGGGGCCAACAACUCCAACGACUACAGCAACCAAGGCAACAACUACCAGGGCCACGGCAACUUUGACUUCCCCCAUGGGAAUCCCGGUGGGACGUCCAUGAACGACUUCAUGCAUGGCCCCCCCCAGCUCUCCCACCCGCCAGACAUGCCCAACAACAUGGCUGCCCUGGAGAAGCCCCUCAGCCACCCCAUGCAGGAAACUAUGCCACACGCUGGCAGUUCUGACCAGCCCCAUCCCUCCAUACAACAAGGUUUGCACGUCCCACACCCCAGCAGCCAGUCAGGGCCUCCAUUACAUCACAGUGGGGCUCCUCCUCCUCCUUCCCAGCCUCCCCGGCAACCGCCACAGGCCGCUCCCAGCAACCAUCCACACAGCGACCUGACCUUUAACCCCUCCUCAGCCUUAGAGGGUCAGGCCGGAGCGCAGGGAGCAUCCGACAUGCCGGAGCCUUCGCUGGAUCUCCUGCCAGAACUCACAAAUCCCGACGAGCUCCUCUCGUACCUGGACCCCCCCGACCUGCCGAGCAAUAGUAACGAUGACCUCCUGUCUCUCUUUGAGAACAACUGAAGCCCGCCCUCCGCCGGGGCCACCCCUCCCCACUCCGCUCCCUCCCGUCGUCCCACACACUGUCCCGCUGGGAGCUGGUCCUCAGACCCUCCCCCCUGCCGUGGCCUCAGAGCGGAGGGGCGGAGGGUGCCCUGUGAAGGCUGUGGUCUGGAGCCGGCCGGAAGAUGACCCUGAUGAUGGGAGCGCGGUGAGAGGACACCCGACAGCUUCCUGGUCCCUCCGUGUGCUGACCCCCACGACCUCCAGUGGCCGCCAGGUUCUUCCAGUUUCCAAACUGUAACCCUGCCUCCCUGCUUCCUGGCCCAGAGCCUCCUUCUGUGACUGAGCCCAAAAGAAGCCCCCAGACCCAGGCGGCCGAGCCCUGGGGAGCAGUGACAGUCGGCUGCAGGGAGAACAGCCCGCCCACCACCGUCACCCACCACAGAAAAGCACAAGCCUCUGGGAAAGCCCACUCACGGAGGGGCCACGGUUGCCACUCGACCCCUGACCUCUAGCCAAGAUACCCUGUAGACACUCUGUCUCAGCAAGCAGAGAAGGAGGACACGACCCUGUGUUUGAGAGAGGGUGUGCCGUUCCUGCUUGGGGGCUGGUGGGGAGAGGGUCAGGGCCUCCUCAGAGCCAGGGCAGCACAGCAGGUGGCUCCGCGACCUUUGGGCUCGGCUCGGGCCUGGGAGGGCAGAGAGCGAGUGCCCCGCGGAAAUUAUUGUGCCCUUAGUUGGGGGCGGGGGAAUGCCGCCAGGUGGUCAGUAGGAACGGCAACUUAAAACUGCUCCAAGCCACUCCUGUUUUUGAACAACAGCCUAAAGCUACAAAGUCAUCUGGAGAAGAGAACACUGGACUUGGACAGCAAGCAAACCGAUUCUCCCAUGUGUGCUGUGUCCGCCCUCCUGCUCCUCUCCCACCUCUCCCAGACUGUUAUGUGGGACACCCACUUCCCUCUCUACUGAUUCCCCUUUGUCCCCCGCAGACCAGACGGCCAGGUGGGAUGGUGGAAAGGCACGGGAGAUGCUGGGUCGGGUGUGUGCAGGCUUAGCAGCAGGAACCCGGCAUCGGUAUCUCCAGCCCCCGCUGUCUGGCUGCCGAUGUCCGAGGCUGCUGUGUGUGCUGGGGUGCGCCCACAAGCAUCAAGGGUGUUUGCAUGGCUGCCUCAGGCACCGCGCUUGGCCGCCAGCCGCUCCCCUCUGUGUCCCUCUGCCGUCGAAAGCUCACCCCACACUCCUGCUGGCUCGGACAGAAGCAGCCUCUGGUUUUCCCUCCCACUGGGCCGACUGCUCUGAGUCUCCAGGUAGCUGUGUGUGCUCUGCUCCCUCCACCGCACGGCCUGGGACGCUGCUAGGCCGGCGGCUCACUUGUGUCACGUCUGUAAAUUCGCUGCGCCCUCCCUGCUGCUGCCUGGGUCCUCCCGCUCUCCUGUCCACCUGUGUUCUCAGUCUCCGGCUCCCUGGGGCGGGGCAGGGCGGGGCGGGUGGUCCCAGCACUCCUCCGCCUCUGACCGGGACGGGCCUAGCUGUCGAUUUCCAGUCACUACCAGCGGCCAGCACAAGGUUUCCGGAAGGAAAGCUGCCGUUGUCCGCUCCCACCUUGUUUCCUUUGUCCCGUUGUUGAGGUUUUUUCAAAAAGUGUGGUGUUCAGUAUGCAAAUCGAUUAUUUUAAGAAUUGCUUUUGUAAAUAUCUUUGUGAAUAUUUUAGUAUUGUCUUUGAUAAUCUUCAGCAUUUUCAUGACCUGGUUAUAGCCUUUGCUGGUGUUUUUAAAAUGCCUUGACUCAACGACAAAGACCGAGUCCUUUUUUUAAAAAAAACCACAAAAACAAAAAAGCAACCAGGGCUAUUUGUACCGAUGAAGGGACGAAGCGCAGAGGUGGCUGUGCUGUGAGUUAGAGACCAGGCUGCCCGCUGGGAGAGCCAGGCCCAGGCUGGUGGGACGAGACGCACCAGGGAGCACGCGGCCGUCCUUGCCCAGUGCCCAUAGCCCCGGCUGGUAGGCUGGUGGGUCGGGCGUGUGGGAAUGUUCCGCCCCAGACAGACUUACAGACACCUUCCCUAGAAGUUCCUGCUUCCUGCUGUGUACUUUUCCCCAGAGAGGCCUGGAGUUCGUUCUGGUUCUUGUCGGGGUGUCCCUGCUCUGCUCAGCUGACCUGCCCACAGCUUCCUAGUGCAGGAGGGCACUGCUCCCACAGCCCGGCUCCAGGCACCCCCUCCGCCCUCUCUGGGGAAGCUCGGGCCCCCACCAGCAAGUUCAGCAAAGAGCCUUCCUGAACCGAGGUGCCGAAGCCCGCCUCUGGGACGAACUCUUCCAGAGCGAUUUGGGGGCCCGGCCAGGGAGCGAGGGAGGCAUGAAGGCCCCCGGGGCUGGGAAAGCCCCAGCUGGUGGCAGGUUCCGGGGCAGCCUCCCCCAGCAGGGCAAUUCUGAGCUCAGGAGAUGCUUCCCUGAUCCUGUUUGGAUGACCACUUGGAGCCAUAAGUAACCUCAGCAAAAACGAGGCCUCGGCAAGCCCCGCUCCGCGCCAGGCACGCACCAGGCCACAGCUGCCACUCCACGGACGGACAGGGCGCCGGCGGCCGGCUGGGAGGCCCACGUGCAGGCAAUCACCCCAUCUCCUUGGUUUGAAGCUUUACCCAUGUAUCAUGUUCCCUGUAACCAUUUUAUUUUUUGAGAAAUGUCUAAUACUUUCUCCCUAAUGGAAGCCCUACACCCCCAGAGAGCUACCUGUCUGCUCCCUCCGCCUGACCCACCGGGGCACGGUGAUGUCAGCAGCAGCGACUCAAGCGACGUGUGUACAUAUGUAAAUGAGAAAUAGAGACAUGUUAACAGAUGCAUUCAUUUCCCUCGGAAUGUGUAUUGUUUUUAUUUUACCAAACAAAAGGCUUGGAACUCCAUCUUAACGUGAAAAACUAGAUCCUGUUGUUAGCAUUUGUGAGGUCUCUCUGCAUCUGUCUCACUCUGUAAUAUACUCUGACCCCGUGUGGAAAGGAACUUUCGUUCUGUUUUGUUUUUAUUUUACCUACAUGUACUAUUUAGCUUCAGUGUACUAGUCCUGCCACCUGUGUAUUUUUAGGGUGCUAUGGAAAUAAUGGAAAGAAAUGGGGAUUUCAGAAGAAAAUUGUAACCAAAUUCAUACUUUGUAUAAUUUUUGAUAUCAUGAUCACAGGUGAUUCACACGUACACACACAUAGACACACCCACCGUGCAGCCCGAAGUAACUCCCACAGAAAUCUCCAUCGUCUUUGUACAUCGUGUACAAUGCAGUCAUUUCAUACUUUAAACUGCUCAGAAAAAGUAAUUGUGGUUUCUAGUCUUGCAAAGCUGUAUGUAGUUAGAUGAUGUGACAACUUCUAAUAUUUAUCUAAUAAAUAUGUAUUCAGAUGAAACCUGUA